This is a messenger RNA of Maniola jurtina (meadow brown), 8998 nucleotides long. It is a transcript of the gene para, whose product is annotated as sodium channel protein para-like. Gene Ontology annotation, biological process: sodium ion transmembrane transport; neuronal action potential; membrane depolarization during action potential. Lineage: Eukaryota; Metazoa; Arthropoda; Insecta; Lepidoptera; Nymphalidae. Gene Ontology annotation, molecular function: calcium ion binding; voltage-gated sodium channel activity. Gene Ontology annotation, cellular component: voltage-gated sodium channel complex; plasma membrane. The record is from RefSeq and is a predicted model, not a curated record.
CCGUGCGGCGGCACUCCGCGCGCGAUCCCGCUCCGAGCGCCCGCGAGCGCGUCCCACGCGCACACACGCGCUACGUCGCGCCCUUUACGUAACGCGCGACCAUCGCGCGCACUCGCGACUCUUCGACAUCCCGAGGAAAGGUUUGGAGUGUUACACGUUAAUUGUGCUUCGUUUUGGCUUUGGCUUCUGGCUUUAUCGGAGACGGAGCGGCGCCGGCGGUGGGCCGGCGCAGUUAAAGGUGUAUCGCAGAUGUUGCGCGCGCAUCUCGCCGGAAGAGAGGAGCGCGCGCGGCCUGCUCGCGACGCGGCCACCACCCGGCGCGCCCUCUAGACACACAACACUGCAUUAUUUUACAGUCGGACAUGAAAAAUCUCGCUCCUUUGCUGGCUGUCCCUAUCAGCAAGUACGUGGUGACUUUCAUCUCUCUAGUAGCCGCGGCCACACUGCUCUCGUGGACGACAGAAGGGCGCUCCGCCCGUAGGUGGUCGGCGGGAGCACGCGGGCGCAGGGUGUACUGCCGCGCGCGCUUUCCUUACCACACUCACCCGCCUAUUCACUGUUAGCAGUAGGCAGUUCACUCGGGGGGAGUUCGAUAGACAAUGUCCGAGGACUUGGACUCGAUCAGCGAGGAAGAAGUCAGCUUGUUCCGACCCUUCACCCGAGAGUCAUUGGCCGCUAUCCAAGCCCGUAUAGCUGAGGAGCAUGCCAAACAAAAAGAACUCGAGAAAAAACGAGCGGAAGGAGAGGCCGAUUUGGGGCGGACGAAAAAGAAAAAAGAAGUGCGGUACGAUGACGAGGACGAGGACGAGGGCCCGCAGCCAGACGCGACCCUGGAGCAGGGCUUGCCUCUGCCAGUUCGCAUGCAAGGCUCUUUCCCUCUCGAACUUGCAUCCACACCCCUCGAGGAUAUCGAUCCUUUUUAUAGCAAUCAAACCACAUUCGUAGUCAUAAGCAAGGGUAAAGAUAUCUUCAGAUUUUCGGCGACCGAUGCCUUGUGGAUAUUGGAUCCAUUCAAUCCUAUCAGAAGAGUGGCAAUAUACAUAUUAGUGCAUCCUCUGUUCUCUCUGUUCAUUAUAACUACUAUCCUCGUGAACUGUAUACUUAUGAUAAUGCCUACCACUCCAACAGUCGAAAGUACUGAAGUUAUCUUUACCGGCAUCUACACCUUUGAAUCGGCGGUGAAAGUAAUGGCCAGGGGUUUCAUACUACAGCCAUUCACAUACCUUAGAGAUGCAUGGAAUUGGCUUGACUUCGUAGUUAUAGCUUUAGCUUAUGUGACGAUGGGCAUAGAUCUCGGCAACUUGGCCGCUCUAAGAACCUUCAGAGUUCUCCGAGCGUUGAAGACUGUGGCCAUCGUACCGGGCUUGAAGACUAUUGUGGGUGCCGUAAUAGAGUCGGUGAAAAAUCUACGGGAUGUAAUAAUAUUGACAAUGUUUUCGCUAUCUGUGUUCGCACUAAUGGGCCUGCAGAUUUACAUGGGUGUAUUGACACAAAAAUGUGUCAAAGUCUUCCCAGAGGACGGCAGCUGGGGAAACCUUACUGACGAAAACUGGGAGAGAUUUUGUCAAAAUGAAACAAAUUGGUAUGGUGAAGAUGGAGACUACCCUCUUUGUGGAAAUUCGUCAGGCGCUGGGCAAUGUGAACCGGGUUACGUGUGUUUGCAAGGGUAUGGUCCGAAUCCCAACUAUGGCUACACAAGUUUUGAUACAUUUGGAUGGGCCUUUUUGUCGGCUUUCAGACUGAUGACCCAGGACUAUUGGGAAAAUUUAUACCAAUUGGUGCUAAGAUCAGCGGGUUCAUGGCACGUUUUGUUCUUCGUGGUGAUCAUAUUCUUGGGCUCGUUCUAUCUCGUCAAUUUGAUCUUGGCUAUUGUCGCCAUGUCAUACGACGAGUUGCAAAAGAAAGCCGAAGAGGAAGAACAGGCUGAAGAGGAAGCUCUAAGGGAAGCAGAACAGAAAGCAGCAGCGAGAGCGGAUAAGCAGGAAGCUAGGGAAGCGCACGCUCGGGAACAAGCAGCCGCAGCAGAAGCGGCAGCGUACGCCGAGGCACAUCCCGCCAAGUCCCCUAGCGACUCCUCCUGUCAGAGCUACGAGCUGUUUGUGAACCAGGAGCGCGGCAACCAGGACGACAAUACGCGCGAGCGCAUGUCCCUCCGUAGCGACCCCUUCCAGGACUCGGUGAGCACUCAGCCAACGCACAAGCCAACCGCCACCGAAUCGCACCACGAAACGGCACGCCGUCAAAGGAAAGUUAGCAUGGUUCCCCAUCCUGAACGCAUAAAUAAAUACGGACAGUUGUCUUAUGGGCCACUGCGCGAAGGCUCGCAGGCUUCAUUGUCACUCCCCGGAUCACCAUUCAAUUUACGCCGAGGGUCUCGAGGGUCGCAUCAAAUGGCUCUGAGGCCGAACGGAAGGAAUCGAUAUCCACCCGGCGCCGAUCGCAAACCACUCGUUCUGUCUACAUAUUUGGAUGCUCAAGAACACUUACCAUAUGCGGAUGAUUCAAACGCUGUCACUCCAAUGUCAGAAGAAAACGGUGCUAUCAUCAUUCCAGUCUACUAUGCUAAUUUAGGUUCAAGGCAUUCGUCGUACACGUCACAUCAGUCCCGGUUGUCGUACACUUCGCACGGAGAUCUGCUCGGCGGCAAGGCACAGACAAAGGAAGCAAGACUUCGAGGACGAUCAGCGUCAAGGAAUCACAGCGUGACGUCACAACCGCAUGCGUAUCCUCUUCCACGGCAAGAUUCUUCCCUCGCGUCGAGACCUCUCAGAGAAUAUGAAAUAAGCACAACGGAAUGCACAGACGAAGCCGGCAAAGUAUUGAAACAGUCCAACGACAAUCCUUUCGUAGAGUCAUCGCAGCAGCCCAACGUAGUCGACAUGAGAGAUGUCAUGGUCCUGAAUGAAAUCAUAGAACAAGCUGGAAGGCAAAGUAGAGCAAGUGAACAAAACGUGUCAGUGUACUACUUCCCAACAGCGGAAGACGACGAGGAUGGGCCCACCUUUAAAGAGAGACUCCUUGAGUGCUUAAUGAAAGGAAUAGAUUUCUUCUGCGUGUGGGACUGCUGUUGGUUGUGGCUGGAGUUCCAGAAAUACGUGGCUCUGCUAGUGUUUGACCCGUUUGUAGAACUGUUCAUUACCUUGUGUAUUGUGGUCAACACGUUGUUUAUGGCAUUGGAUCAUCACGAUAUGGACAAAGAUAUGGAGAGAGCACUCAAAAGUGGUAACUAUUUUUUCACAGCAACUUUUGGUAUUGAAGCUAUGUUGAAAUUAAUAGCAAUGAGUCCAAAAUAUUAUUUUCAAGAAGGUUGGAACGUAUUUGAUUUCAUUAUUGUGGCCUUAUCAUUGUUAGAGUUGGGUCUUGAAGGUGUACAGGGUUUGUCAGUAUUGCGUUCAUUUCGUUUGCUUCGAGUAUUCAAAUUGGCAAAGUCAUGGCCGACACUUAAUUUACUCAUCUCUAUAAUGGGUAGGACGAUGGGUGCCUUGGGCAACCUGACCUUCGUAUUGUGCAUCAUUAUUUUCAUAUUUGCCGUGAUGGGUAUGCAACUAUUCGGAAAAAAUUACGUGGAUUAUGUAGACCGGUUUCCUGAUGGUGAUCUUCCGCGGUGGAACUUCACGGAUUUUAUGCACAGUUUCAUGAUUGUCUUCCGAGUGCUUUGUGGAGAAUGGAUAGAGAGCAUGUGGGAUUGUAUGCUCGUUGGAGACGUAUCGUGUAUCCCCUUUUUCCUAGCCACUGUAGUCAUUGGUAAUCUUGUGGUACUGAAUCUCUUCUUGGCCCUGUUACUGUCAAAUUUUGGCUCGUCGAACUUGUCCUCGCCAACGGCAGAUCAGGACACAAACAAAAUAGCUGAAGCCUUUAACAGAAUAUCCAGGUUUAUAGACUGGAUAAAAAGAAGCGCGGCCGACAUUUUGAAACUAGUUAAAAACAAAUUAACGAAUCAAAUUGCCAUACACGCACCCGAACGUGUGGACAAUGAAUUGGAGCUAAGUGCAGACCUCGACGAUGGGGUGCUUUACAAAGACAAGAAGCUCAAAGACCAAGUAGAAGUAGCGAUCGGCGACGGAAUGGAGUUUACGAUACCGGGUGACAAUAAAUAUAAGAAAGGAAAAAUAUUAAUGAACAAUAUAAAUGCAAUAACUGACAACCACACAGAUAAUAGGAUCAACUGCGAGCUCAACCACCACGGAUAUCCUAUUCAGGAUGACGAUACAAUAAGUCAAAAGUCGUAUGGAAGCCAUAAAAUAAGGUCAUUCAAAGAUGAGAGCCAUAAAGGAUCGGCAGAUACGAUAGAUGGUGAAGAAAAAAAAGAUGCCAGCAAAGAAGACUUAGGACUAGAAGAAGAAAUGAUUCAAGAAGAAGUCGAAAUGGUUGAUGGUAUACCAAAAAUAGACAUAAAAGCAAUAGAAGGCGAAAUCGAAGAUACUCCAACGGACUGCUUCCCAGACCCUUGCUAUCAACGUUUCCCCUUCCUGGCUGGCGAUGACGAAUCGCCUUUUUGGCAAGGCUGGGCGAUGUUACGACUGAAAACAUUCAGACUUAUAGAAAAUACCUACUUUGAAACAGCUGUGAUAACUAUGAUCUUACUCAGUAGUUUGGCUUUGGCUUUAGAAGAUGUACAUCUGCCGCAUCGACCGAUCCUACAAGAUAUCCUGUACUACAUGGAUCGUAUUUUUACUGUUAUAUUUUUCAUCGAGAUGUUGAUCAAAUGGCUGGCUCUUGGAUUUCGGAAAUAUUUUACAAAUGCUUGGUGUUGGCUUGAUUUCAUCAUUGUAAUGGUAUCGCUUAUAAACUUCGUAGCGGCGCUCUGUGGUGCCGGUGGCAUUCAGGCGUUCAAAACGAUGCGCACGCUGCGGGCGCUUCGGCCGCUCAGAGCUAUGAGCCGAAUGCAGGGCAUGAGGGUGGUAGUGAAUGCUCUGGUGCAAGCGAUUCCAUCCAUCUUCAACGUGCUGCUCGUGUGUCUGAUAUUCUGGCUUAUCUUUGCUAUUAUGGGUGUGCAACUCUUCGCUGGAAAAUAUUUUAAGUGUGUCGAUAUGAACCAUACAACUCUUAGCCAUGAAAUUAUACCGGAUAGAAAUGCGUGUAUCUUAGAAAACUACACGUGGGAAAAUUCACCGAUGAACUUUGACCACGUCGGCAAAGCCUACUUAUGUCUCUUUCAAGUUGCAACUUUUAAAGGCUGGAUUCAAAUUAUGAAUGAUGCAAUCGAUUCACGAGAGGUUGGGCGGCAGCCAAUCAGAGAGACUAACAUAUACAUGUAUUUGUAUUUUGUAUUUUUUAUCAUAUUCGGAUCUUUUUUCACUUUGAACUUGUUCAUCGGAGUGAUCAUCGAUAAUUUUAACGAACAAAAGAAAAAAGCUGGAGGAAGUCUUGAAAUGUUCAUGACUGAAGAUCAGAAAAAGUAUUACAAUGCAAUGAAGAAAAUGGGAUCCAAAAAGCCGUUAAAGGCAAUUCCUAGGCCGAGGUGGCGACCGCAAGCAAUAGUAUUUGAAAUUGUCACGGACAAGAAAUUCGAUAUGAUUAUAAUGUUGUUCAUCGGCUUCAACAUGUUGACGAUGACUUUAGACCACUAUCAACAAUCAGAUACAUUCAGCCAAGUCCUGGACUACCUCAACAUGAUAUUCAUAGUAAUAUUUAGUUCAGAGUGUCUGUUGAAAAUCUUCGCGUUACGUUACCAUUACUUCGUGGAACCUUGGAAUCUAUUCGACUUCGUUGUAGUCAUGUUUUCUAUUCUCAGUUUGGUGUUGAGUGAUAUUAUAGAAAAAUACUUCGUGUCACCAACUUUACUAAGAGUAGUCAGAGUAGCGAAAGUUGGUAGAGUACUCAGGCUUGUAAAAGGAGCAAAGGGCAUCCGGACACUUCUAUUCGCCCUGGCCAUGUCUCUGCCAGCUCUUUUCAAUAUUUGCCUAUUGUUGUUCCUUGUAAUGUUCAUAUUCGCAAUAUUCGGAAUGUCGUUUUUCAUGCAUGUCAAGGACAAAGGAGGACUUGAUGAUGUGUACAACUUUAAAACCUUCGUCCAGAGCAUGAUUCUGCUCUUUCAGAUGUCAACUUCCGCUGGAUGGGAUGGUGUUUUGGACGGUAUAAUAAACGAAGAAGAAUGCGACUUACCAGACAACGAGCGCGGAUAUCCCGGCAACUGUGGCUCCGCGACUAUCGGCAUCACCUACUUACUCUCCUACCUCGUCAUAUCCUUUCUCAUCGUCAUCAACAUGUAUAUUGCCGUCAUUCUCGAAAACUACUCACAGGCUACCGAAGACGUGCAAGAAGGCCUAACGGACGAUGACUACGACAUGUAUUACGAAAUAUGGCAGCGGUUCGAUCCCGAAGGCACACAGUAUAUCAGAUACGAUCAGCUGUCCGACUUCCUGGACGUGCUAGAACCGCCGCUACAGAUCCACAAGCCCAACAAAUACAAAAUAAUAUCAAUGGAUAUACCCAUAUGUCGCGGCGACAUGAUGUUCUGCGUGGACAUCCUGGACGCGCUGACGAAGGACUUCUUCGCGCGGAAGGGCAACCCCAUCGAGGAGCCGGUGGAGGUGGGGCGGCCCGACGAGGUGGGCUACGAGCCGGUGUCUUCGACGCUGUGGCGGCAGCGCGAGGAGUACUGCGCGCGCCUCAUCCAGCACGCGUGGCGGCGCCACCGGCGCGCGCAGUCGCCGGGCGGCAGCGCGGAGGCGGAGGCGGGCGCGGGCGCGGACACGGCCGUGCUGCUGGACGCGGGCGCGGGCGCGGGUGGCGCGCACCGCGUGGUGCUGACGGCGGCGGGCGCGGCGCCGCGGCCGCCUGAGCCGGCGCCGCCGCGCGCCCGUCUGACCCGCGCUGGCGCUCGCGCUGCUGCCCGCGCUCGUCGACGACACGCCGCUGCCGCUGCCCGCACCGCUGCCCGAGCUCUUGAGCCCACCCAAGCGCACUUAAUUAUUUUUUACGCUAGAUGUUUCGACGUAGUGUCGGCGGGCGAGCGACGCGACUCGAGUCGGCGCGGACGUCCGCGCCGCGCCCUCUCGCGGACGAUAGCCUUGCGCGUGUGGAGACGUGAGCGUUCAUCGGAGUGUUUUAUAUUCGCGUGGCCGAAGCUUGCGAGACGAUUUGUUUUGCGACCGAUGUUCGCGUUUACCGAGUUUAUCUUUUUAGUGAAAUUUACUUUCGUCGUUUCGUUCUCGUGGAUGAAUCGUGUAACAGUCGGAGAAGAUCGUUUUAGCGAGCACGCCGUUUUUUGUCACUAGUGAUGUAAGAUAUCGGAUAAAAUUGAGAAACAUGAAAUGCUUAUUUUUGUAUUCGACGAUUGACACUAUUCCUGUGUAAAUGUUCUAAAACAGAUCGCUACGAUGAUAACUAAGAUAACAUGUAAAUCGCUGUGGGACAUCAUUUAUCUUCCCCAAAAUGGUGUCCAACAGUAGCACUGUAGCGCCGGAGAGCGACGCGGAGUGACGUUGUGCUUUGCUGACGCCCGGUUCCGCUUCCCUCGGCGCCCGCGCCGCUGCCGGCUCGCGGCGCCGCGCUCAAUGUAUCUUCGUAUUGUAUUCGAACGAUCAAAUACCAGCAUUACCUAGCAUAUGUAACGAUACGUUCGUUUAAAAUUAUCUACUGCGUAUAAACGCUAGCGUGAUUGUAUUUAUUGAAAGCUAAGUAAACGCUUAAAGAAGCAAUGGCUACGCCGAUCAUAUCAAUUUUGUCCGUAAUAGUUUAUUGAUGAAUCCGAUUUUACACUUCUUAGUGAACCGAAGCAGAGUCGCCAUUCGAGGUCGGUCUGCUCAGGUAAAGAAGUUUAGAGAAUUUUUUUGCAAAGUCGUCUAUGUAAGCUUAGCUAUUCAGCAGUGAAAUUGGUACCAGAGUUCACUUCCGUCCUAAUUCAGUACGCAUCAUAGGAAUCGAGCCAUUUUACGUAAUGCGCACCUUCUUCUCGCAGUCAGUGUAAUCGCCUUCCCCGGAUUACAUCGGCUGCGGCUCCCUUCCGAUCGCUGCCAGCGGGCUGGCAUCGCUUCGUUUGUGCACGUCUUGCACGUCAUUUUGUCAAUGAGUACAACAUUGUAACGCCUACCGCGCUGCGGGUGCAAAUGUAUUAUUGUACCUAAUUCAGAACAAGCGUACCGAUUGAGCUAUCCGAAAGACAUGAAAUUAGCAAUAAGAGAUAUUAUUAAAUAACUAAGAAAUCGAACGUCCCUUACCGAGUAAGGUAGAUAUUAUUGAAAUAUUUUUAUUUUUCGAUUGACAUCUCUCUAGAUAAUGGAAGUAGCGCAAUCGUAAGUCGAUGAGAGAAUGCGAUCGCCGCGUCGGAAGCUGCAGCUCUCCGCGCCGGCGACGACACGAUUGAUCUGAAAUUGUGCUCCGUCAGUAUUGUCUUUUAUAGCACAAGAAUGUUUAUGAAUCAUUCAAUUUUGUAAAUUACCUUUGGAAGUGGUGAAUUUUCUACUUCUCUGUACAUAUUCAGAGCUAAUGGCCGGUCGGACCCGAAUCGCACGUCGCAAUGUCGUAUCGGAUCGACAGCUCCCAAACAGCGAGACACCAAUAAGCUUGAAGCAAUAACGUUAACGUGUGCUCGAGUUUCGCUUUUUAUUAUGGAAUCAUGUCACUGAAUAGUUGUGUGUUGGUUGUUUUUUCAAUUCGUUUUUAUAAAAUGUGAAAAUUUUUGGAAGUGCAAGACAAUCUAAUCGUUGCAAAAUUUUGAAGAGUCGAUGUAUUGUAAACUAAGAUGAGACGCUUAACGUUUUGCACCUAUUUUGCAAUAAUAAUAACGGUUCCAGAAAAUAAAUACGUAGAUACGUCUUUUAUAAAGGUUUAGCAGUGCGCGGCGUAUGCGUCGGCGAUCUUCCCCGGCGCCGCCGCACGCGCCGCCGCGACCGCACUCCUCGUUCCUUCAGUUGACAGUCGACACUCGACAGCGGCGCGACCACCACGCGACUACAGCGCGCCGUGGCCGUGCUCGGCAACGGGAGCUUGACGGCAGGGAGCGGUUCAUUAUUCCCUUUGUUUUAGUGCUCGACUUCAAUACCAUAAAAAUACC